This is a messenger RNA of Trypanosoma brucei brucei TREU927, 2742 nucleotides long. RefSeq names its product cyclophilin type peptidyl-prolyl cis-trans isomerase, putative. Gene Ontology annotation, molecular function: peptidyl-prolyl cis-trans isomerase activity. Gene Ontology annotation, cellular component: catalytic step 2 spliceosome. The transcript has a single exon. Bases 1 to 2742 code for a protein of 913 amino acids. Lineage: Eukaryota; Euglenozoa; Kinetoplastea; Trypanosomatida; Trypanosomatidae. Gene Ontology annotation, biological process: protein folding; protein peptidyl-prolyl isomerization. The record is from RefSeq and is a predicted model, not a curated record.
AUGCAGGCACAUCGGUCGAGCAAUGAAAACAGCGAAGACGAGGAGGAAGAUUUCCUCCCGACUAUUCCUGUGCUGCUUGUGAACACCUCCGAAGCUGAUAGCGCUGAACCUACGCGUGCUGGAGAAGAGAGUGUGCGUGGGAAACGACCUCGUUCACUGGGGCCCAGCGAUCUAAAUGAUGAACCUAUUGAUACCAGCGAUGAUGUACAAGAAGGGGUGAGCAAAUGCAAGAAGCAGCAAAGCACCAUGGAUAUGCUGAGCGCGGAGGGAUACCCUUGCUCCUUCUUGUAUGAACGAAGCUACCGGCAUGGAAGUCCUGUGCAGGACAUUGCCACAUUAGCAGAUGAUAACGGUGCGCUGAUUGUAACCGUUGACGCAGUAGGAGUGGUGCGUGCUUGGCGUAAGCUUCCCCGUGGCGUUUUCUUCACGGGAGAGUACAGAAAGUUUUUCCCCAAAAGCGUGGAAUCAGAGGAGGUCACUAAUGCAGGCCUUCACUUUGUCCUGCCGGACCCGGUAAACUCAUGUAUUUUAUUCGUCUGCGUCACUCCGCAUGCUGCUGAUGAUACUGGGAAUAUCAGUGUAAACGUCGAGGUAUCUCGUGUGAAUGGCCCACUCAUGGCGCUCGAAGGGCGGUUUUCACUUCAGUUUAAUGCCGCCCGUCGGUGCCACCCUUCUGCUACGCAACCGUGGAAAGAGUCAUUCACCCCACGACCGUUUUUGUUUCAUCACGAUUAUCAACCGUACAUUGCCUUCUUCGCGAAACGAGACGAUGAUACCAACGGUGUUGUCUUCAUUCCGUGCGGGGUCGAGAAGUCGUCACGUCUCUGCGGCUCUGAUUUCACAAAGGAAGGCCAGCCCAUUCCUACUGUGGCGUUGAGUUGUGCAAAUUUGAUAGUCUGUUGCCAGCAGCAUCUUCCGAGUGGAUUGAUUGUCCUUGUUGACGAGGAGGGAAUCGUGGACUACGCGCGAAUUGUUGAGCAUCUGAACGAUGAAGGAAGAACAAUCCUUUCUCUCCGGGUUGUUGGGGGCUUCCCAUCGCGCAGUGCAGCAGAUCCACUGAAAGUCAGGCAAUGGAUCACAUUCGAGAGACGACAAAAGACGGGUUUUUUUGCCUUGGUGCGUGAAGUCACAUGUGCCGCGAAAACAGGGAAGGUGAUCAUACCACUUAGUGUUGAUUUUUCACCAACCGGAAACUAUUUCACGGUGUCUAGUGCUUCCCUGCGUCGGGGCGCUGUUUGCGUCCUCCUGCAUCUCUUCGAGUUUGCUAGCGGAGUAUGCCUUUGCAGCAGUGAAACGAGUGAAGUGCCUUGUCCUCAACUUGGUGAGCUGUGUACUCUACAAGAGGCGAAAAGCAACCUGCGAGGUUUCGUGUUUAAUGCAGUUAUCAAGGAUAGUUUUAACUCCUCGCCCCGUGGCGUGUGGAUUUUUGUCCCAGAAAUAACUGUGGUGCCAGAGCCGUCCAGGGAAUGUGUGGGUGGUCGACGUAUUGCGACGUUUCGUGCAGCUCCUUCGGCGAAGGAAGCGGGGGCUCUGAAGUCAAGUUUCUACAUCGAGAAACUUCCGUGUUCAAUUGGAGAAUCGGAAGUUGAUGUUCGUGGUGACAGCAUGCCCAUGGGGAUCAUAAAUUCCUUUUCGCAGAUGGCCUGUGGAGAAUUUAGAUGUUUUGCUGCCCCCCUUAAGUUACUGAGGUUGUGUGUCCCCGCUAGUCAAGCUCUGAAGAACCUCGUCGCACAGUCUCCGGUUGGUUGUGCGCUUUCGAAGGAAGACAUUAAGCGACUUUUUGAAGCGGCAAGCUGUGCAACGCCCUCGGCUGGCUUUACGGAGGAGCAUAACUCUUAUGCUGAUGACCCGACGAUUUGUACAACAUCCCUGGGAGGAAAUGCCCUUCUGCUGUACACAAAAUACGAAAUCUCCCUAACCGAUUUCGUCAUGCAAAGCGCUGUUGGCAUUCCCAACACAGAUAAAAAUACAGAAGAUGACACGGGAAACGAGAGGCAGCGCGCACUUCUCCUGUCUACGCUGCGUGCGAAACGGGAUUUCGACUGUGAUGAUUUGCUGCAGUUGCAGUCCUCUCUCCAAGUUUUGGCUCCGAGGGAUGAGGAAGAAAGAACAACUUCGGAGGUGGAACAUAGCAAAGCAAGCGAGAAUAGCUGUGGAUUUGACGGUGAAGUGGAGGAGCGGCGAGUUCAAAGUAUUAUCUCCGCCGCUUCAACUCGGGUUGUGUCGUGGACCGAUAUUUGUGUUGGUGCUACCAUAUCUGUCCGUACGUUCGGUACAAUAACAGUACGCCUUAUGCCUCAAUUCGCCCCGAAAGCAGUAACCAAUUUUUCCACACUGUCAAGGCGUGGGUUCUACAACACUCUCACCUUCCAUCGAGUUGUACCGGGUUUCAUGAUACAGGGUGGGUGUCCACAUGGUGAUGGCACCGGGGGACUGAGCUCGUUCGGUGAGCCAUUCGAGGACGAAGGCGUUGACGCAAUGGAUUUCUUUUCUUACCCAAGGGUGCAGUGGCUGUGUAUGGCAAACCGCGGACCGAAUACAAACGAAUCACAAUUUUUUAUCACUUUAGGUGAAGCUACACCGUGGCUAAACGGAAAACACACAGUUUUUGGGUUUGUCACCGCUGGAAAGUCAGUUGUGCUCUCCGUGUCGCAGGUGGAGAGGAACGGAGACGACAAACCAGUGAUGCCUGUCGUUAUUGAUCAAGUUGCGGUAUCUGAAGAAGGGUUAUCGUUGGAAUAG